This is a messenger RNA of Mycena citricolor, 1900 nucleotides long. The record is from the annotation of a GenBank genome assembly. NCBI's taxonomy places the organism in Eukaryota, Fungi, Basidiomycota, Agaricomycetes, Agaricales, Mycenaceae.
CAGAAAACCUUUCCUUCGUAUAAAGGCCGCGACUGAAUGGCUGGGUGACCCGUCGCCGAGUCCCACUCUCCGUCUGCGCUGCUGCCUCUGCUCAACAGUCUUGCGCUACUACCCAACUCAACGCACACGAAAUGGCUGGUGGACCCUCAGGUGGAACUGAAGGAGGGAUUGCGAAUGCAUCCCUCGGAUGGGCGAUCAUCAUGAGCGCCUUCGCCGCGUUCGGCGGUAUCCUCUUCGGAUACGACACUGGCACGAUCGGAGGUGUCAUUGCCAUGCAAGACUGGCUGAAUGUCUUUGGUACGCUCGACACCACGGGCCAGCUGGGCAAGGACACCCACGGUCGGUACAUCACCACGGCUGACAAGAGUCUCGUCGUCUCCAUUCUGUCUGCUGGUACCUUUUUUGGCGCUCUCUUGGCAUUCCCGAUGGGUGACCGCGUCGGUCGCAAGAACGGUCUCAUCGCCUCUGUCGUCAUCUUCUCGCUUGGCGUUGGUCUGCAGCUGGACACCCGCUGGGCUACUUUCGUCGUCGGCCGUGUCAUUGCUGGUCUCGGUGUCGGACUCGUCUCCUGCUUGGUGCCGAUGUACCAGUCCGAGUGCUCGCCCAAGAGCAUCCGUGGUCUGAUCGUCGGAUGCUACCAGCUGGCCAUCACCAUCGGCGCGCUCCUCGCGGCCAUCGUCCUCAACUCGACCAAGAACCGCGCGGACCACUCCGCAUGGCGCACGCCCAUCGCUGUCCAAUUCGCCUGGGCCUUCAUCCUCGGCGGCGGCAUGGCCCUGCUGCCCGAGUCCCCGCGUUACCUCGUCCACAAGGACCGCAUCCCCGCCGCCCGCGCCGCGCUUGCCCGCCUCACGAACACCUCCCCGGACUCCCCUGCCGUCGAUGCUGAGCUGGCAGAGAUCAGUGCGGCGCUCCAGGAGGAGCGCUCCCGCGGCAGUGGCUCGUACAUGGACUGCUUCCGCAACAACGAGAUGAAGAACGGUCUCCGCACCUGGACUGGUAUCAUGCUCCAGGGAUGGCAGCAGCUGACCGGUAUCAACUUCAUCUUCUACUACGGCACGACGUUCUUCCAGAGCGCCGGCAUCGGCAACCCCUUCAUCAUCACGAUCAUCACCGACGUCGUCAACACCGUCAUGACCAUCAUCGGCAUCCAGCUCAUCGACCGCGUCGGCCGUCGCCGGCUGCUCCUGAUCGGCGCCGCGGGGAUGAUGUUCUGCGAGUACAUCGUCGCGAUCGUCGGUGUCACCGCUGGGCAGACCAACGCGACCGGCGGCGCAGUCAACAUCGCCGCCCAGCGCGUUCUGAUCGCUUUCGUGUGCUUCUACAUCGCGUUCUUCGCCACCUCCUGGGGCCCCGUCGCGUGGGUGAUCACGGGCGAGAUCUUCCCGCUCAACAUCCGUGCGAAGGGCAUGUCGCUGUCCGUCGCGUCGAACUGGCUCUGGAACUUCGCGAUCGGAUACGCCACGCCCUACCUCGUCGACACGUCCACCAAGGGCCAGCCGAACGGCGUCGCCACCGCCGCGCUGCACGUCAAGGUGUUCUUCAUCUGGGGCUCGACGUGUCUCGGGUGUCUCAUCUUCACGUACUUCUUCAUCCCCGAGACGAAGGAACUCUCGCUCGAGCAGAUCGACCUGUUGUACAAGGAGUCUUCCGUGCGCAACUCGAACAAGUACCGCCAGCAGAUCCUCGCCUCCGACAAGACCUUUGCCCACGACAAGGCCUCGUCGUCGCACGACGAUCACUCCGCCGAGGUCAAGGUCUAAGCAGUGCAAUAAUCCCCACGUUUUUUUCUUGGUUUUACGAUACAUUAAUGACCUUUAUUCGCGAUGGGAUAACUAAGUCGUCUAGUUGUACUUUUAGCCGCUUCAUACCAGCGCUCCCAAAAAAACAAGCAUUUUCA